Cornus florida is the source of this 1903-nucleotide messenger RNA. RefSeq names its product flavin-containing monooxygenase FMO GS-OX-like 4. The record is from RefSeq and is a predicted model, not a curated record. Lineage: Eukaryota; Viridiplantae; Streptophyta; Magnoliopsida; Cornales; Cornaceae. The coding region runs from base 95 to 1393 and encodes 432 amino acids. The transcript is spliced from 7 exons. Gene Ontology annotation, molecular function: N,N-dimethylaniline monooxygenase activity; flavin adenine dinucleotide binding; NADP binding.
UCCACUGAAUAAAAAUCUAUAUUAUGAUAUAAAGUUUAAGUCAUCUAGUAAUUUCUCCACCCACUUUCUUUGAAAACAAAGGCAAGAGACAGAGAUGGCACGAUCUUUGAAAGUGGCGGUGAUCGGAGCCGGUGCCGCCGGUCUUAUCGCCGCCCGUGAACUUCAAAGUGAAGGCCACCGAGUCGUCGUCUACGAAAAAGGAGACCGACUCGGUGGAACAUGGGUCUACGACUCUCGAGUCGAGUCCGAUCCACUCGGACUCGACCCGAACAGAGAGAUCGUUCACAGCAGUGCAUACCAGUCGCUCCGAACCAAUCUUCCUCGGCACGUGAUGGGUUUCUCGGACUAUCCGUUUACUGUUGGGAAAAAUGGGGAUUCGAGGAAUUUUCCUGGGCAUGAGGAGGUGCUCCGGUUCUUGAAUGAUUUUGCCAGGGACUUUGGACUCACUGAGUUGAUUCGGUUUGAUUCUGAAGUGGUCAAAGUUGAGCAGCUUGACUUAAGAAAUGACGAAUGGAUCGUUGAGUCGAGGACGAGUGGGUUGAGUUCAGCGGAUACCUUCGAGGCAGUAGUAGUGUGUAAUGGUCACUUCACUGAACCACGGUUAGCAAAUCUUCCAGGCAUUGAGAAAUGGUCAGGAAACCAAGUACAUAGUCACAAUUACCGUGUUCCCGAACCAUUUCGGAAUCAGAUUGUGGUUAUGGUUGGAGCUGGGCCUAGUGCGAUUGAUAUAUCCAGAGAUAUUGCUAAAGUUGCCAAAGAAGUUCAUCUUUCAUCAAGAUCCCCUAGUGUUAAAGUCUCAAAAUUAGACAACUGCGACAAUAUAUGGCAGCAUUCAAAGAUUGAUUAUGUCUAUGAAGAUAGUACGAUAACUUUUGAAGAGGGAUAUUCUGUUAAAGCUGAUGUCAUUUUUCAUUGUACUGGGUACAAAUACCAUGUUCCAUUUCUGAAAACAAAUGGAACUGUGACAAUCGAUGACAACCGUAUCGGACCACUUUAUAAGCAUGUCUUCCCACCCCAGCUUGGUCCUUGGCUCUCCUUUGUUGGAAUACCUUUUAAGGCCAUUGUAUUUCCUUUGCUGGAGCUACAAUCCAAGUGGAUAGCGCCAGUUUUAUCCGGUAAGGUGUCUCUGCCAUCCAAGGAGGAGAUGCUGGCUGAUGUUGAAAAACUUUACCGGCAUAUGGAGGAAUCCGGGAUCCCCAAGCACUAUACCCAUCAAAUUUAUCCACAUGAGUUUGAGUACAUGGACUGGUUGGCUGCUCAAGUGGGAAUACCACCUCUGGAGGAGAAGAGAAAAAGGUUAUACGUACAAAUUUGGAAGCUUGCUACUAGUUCUCAACCGGAAGGAUAUAGGGACGAAUGGGAUAUUGAUAACUGGAUAAGCCAAACUAUUUAAUUACUUAAAAACAGCAUACUCUGCCGGGGUCUGAAAAGGGUAAGAUAUAUACAGUCUUUAACUUUUAAAAGAUUGUUUUCGUGUUUCGUACCAUAAUCUUCAAAUAACAAUGAACCAACUUUAUCGUGUUUUAAUCUGUAUACAAACAUUUUAUUGAAAGCUCAUUCAAGCAAAAUGAUUGUAUGAAAAUUACUGGAAUAAGAUUCGCCAAAGAAAUCUGUUUCUUGGUAAUGUCCAUUUCGUAGUUAUGAACAGUAAGGUUUACAUUGUGCAAAAAGUGGAACAUCCCUCUCUCACGCACACAAAUGGAUGACCAAAAAUUUGGUUUUUUAGUCUUCAUCUCACAAUCAUGAUUUUUCUCAGAAACAUAUAUUAAGGCAGGCCUGCAUAUGCUGAUCUUAUUUUUGAUAAUUGCCCAUUCAAGAUUUUUAACUUUUAAAUAUUAAUUUAAAACUAACAAAAUUGGAGGCAAACAUAUGAUACCAUUGAAAGCAUAUGCUGCUAUAUAAG